AUGCUUGGUCAUUCUACAAAAGAUCCAUUUCGUGAAUAUUCCAAAAGGCUCAUGAAAAAGAAAAAAAAACCUGAACAAGUCAGAAAAUAUGAACAAUUCAGGAAAAAAAAGAAAAAAAAAAAAUAUAUACACAACAUAACAAAUGUUUUUAUAGAACCACAUAAAUUGUUAGAGAAAUUUAAAUGGAUCAUGAAGAAAAAGUGGUUCUUUGUUUUAUCUAAUAAUGUAGAUAAAAAGAAUGAAGAAAUGUUGAGAAAUUCAAAAAAUGAAAUAAAAUUUAUAUACGAAAACUUUCUAGAAAAUGAGGAUGAAAUAAUAAGUAAAUGUAGUAAUAAAUUUUUAGAUACAUGCAACCAUGGACAAAUAAAACCAUGCUCUUUAAAAAAAUGUUAUAAUAAGGAUGAUGUAAAGGUAAAUUGCUUAAAUGAUAUGGAAACUCAAUUAAAGUUAAAAGUGUUGAACCAAAAUGUAGAAGAUAAUGAAAAUAUAGAAAAUAAAAAACUUAUGGACGAAUCAAAAAUAGAAAUAUUAAAAAAUAUGUCUUAUAAAGAAAAUAAUAUAUCUUCAAGUAUAAAAAAAAAAGAGAAUGAUUACGGUGCAACAAAUGAAACUUAUGAAAAUUUUUUAGUAAAAAAUAAUUAUAUGAGACAAAAUAAAAAUGUUCAUAUGAAAUGGAUAAGAGAAAAAAAAGAAGAAGAAUCUUCUGAAAAAAUAAAUUAUAUGAAAUCAAAUAAUUUUGUUUUCAAUAAUAAUAAGAUAAAAAUAAAUUUUGACAAAACAAAAGUUAAGUUUGUACAUUUAAAAAGUCCAACCAUAAAAUUAGUAAAUGCACAUAAACAAAAAAAUAUAAAAGAAAAUAUAUACUUAAAGAAUAUUUAUGAUUUGAAAAAUGAAAAGACAAAAAAUAUAUUCACAAAUUUUAUAAGAAAAGAAAAUAGAAAUGAAGAGAUAAAAGAACAUGAACCAAAUAAUUUUAAGAAGAAGAUGUUAAAUAAUACUAUUAAAAGGAAAAUUAUAUUUUCAAAUAUUUAUAAAAAUUAUUUGAUACAUAAAUAUAAAUCUAGCAAUGAAUUUUUAAAUAAAAAUAGAUUUAAUUCGAAAGGAUUUAUUAUGAACCAAUUUCUUAAUAUAAAUUCGUUCACAGAAAAGGAUACAAAUACAGAUAAACUAAAAUUACAAAAAAAUGAGAAUACAAAUAAUAUAAUAGAUAGUAAAAAUAUUAGAAAUAUAAAUACAUCUAAUAGUAAUAGUAAUAGUAAUAUGAACAAUGUAAUAAAGAAAAAUAUAUUUCAUUCGAAUGAAUAUAAUAGAAAUGUUAUAAAUACAAAUAUUUGUAAUAGAAAAAAGCUGAAAACAACAUAUUUAAAUUUUUUACCUAAAGAAAAGAAAGGAUAUUUGAAUUUUUUUUUACAUGAUAUAUAUCAUCUUGAUAGGACAUUUAAAUUAAGAAAAAAAAAUAAAAUAUUUAGAAAAGAUAGAAUAGUAAAAUUAUUUGUAGAUAAUGAUAAUGUAUAUAUUAAAGAUUUUAAAAUAUAUCAAAAUGAAGAAAGAUAUAAAAAUGUUUUAUCAAAUAUAAAGAAUAUACAAAUAAUGAAAAGAGAUAUAUUAAGUUUGCCAGAUAAUCCAUUACAUUUAUAUGAACUUGAAAAUUAUAAAUGUAAAACAAACACAAGUAUAUAUAUACCAGCUCUAAAAAUAGAAAAUGAAGAUAUGAAUCUUUUUAAAUACAAAAAUACAUGGUAUGAACUCUUUUUUUAUAAUAAUCAAAAUAAUAAAGAUACUUUAUAUAAUUAUCAAAUAAUGCGUCUAAAUUUUGAAUUGAUGGUUUCUAAAAUAAAAGACAUUGUUAUUAUUGAUAAGAAUACUCAACAUUUUAAUUAUCCAUAUAUUUAUAAUGCAUAUUUAGUACCACCUAUAGAUGUACACCAACUAGAUAAUUCUUUAAGAAUACAAAAAAUAACUAGCGAUAGUACUUUUAUAAAUAAUGGUAACUGGACAUUUUUUAGAAAAAAAAAAAAAAGAAAUAGUUAUGAUAUAAAUAUGAGAAGAAAUAAAUAUUAUAUAGAUAAUUGUUCUGCUAUCAAAGCUGUUAAGAAAAAUUUCCAUCUACAUUUAAAAAGUGAUAUAGAUUUUACCUAUAAAUUAAAAGAAAACGAAAAGAAAUAUAAUCAUAAUAAUGAUAAUAAGGUAUGUACCAAUAAAAGUGACACAUUAACUAUUGAUAAAAAAAAUAAACAAAAUGAUGAUAAUUAUAUGAACUUCUUUGAAAAUAAAAAUGAAAAUAUAUCAAAUGAAUGUAUAUCAAAUCAAAAUAUAUUAAAUGAAAAAGCAAAUGUUGUUAAUAUAUAUAAUAAUAUAACACAUAAAUCAAAUGAACUUUAUAAAAAUACAGUUUCCAUAAAAUUAAUACCAAAUUAUAUAUUUGAAUCAAGUGUAGAUAAAAAGAACCCACAUGAAAUAUUAGACAAUAAAAAUGAUGUUUCUAUAUUUUAUAAACAAAAUAAAAAUAUUUCUUUUUAUGAUGAUAUUAUAUAUGAUUGUUCAUCUAUAUAUAUGACAUUUAGUAAUAGUAAAUUAGAGCCCGUUUAUCCUUAUAUUAGUAAUAACCUUUUUUUUCUUUUUCAAUAUUAUUAUAAUUAUUUAAUAAAUAUAAUUAAGCAGGUUAAGAUAAAUAAAAUAAAAUACAAAUCUAUUUUAUCAAAAGGGAAAUAUUUAUCCUAUGGUAAUAAACAUGUUGAAACAAAUAAAUAUAUGGAAAAUCAUAAAAACCUUUUUUAUAAUAAUAAAAAUAAAAUUCUGAAAAAUAUAAAAGAGGGUAGAGUAAAUAAAUUCAUGUAUAUAAAAAGAAAUCGUGCUUUAACAUAUAAUAUGUAUAAACAUAAACUUAUAGAAAAUACAAGUUAUUUAACUAGGAAUAAAAACAGCAUUCUUAAAAUACCUAAGAAAACCCAAAUACAUAAUUUUAAAAUAAGGAAUUUCUUAAAUUGUAAACUGUAUAAUUCUAUUUUUGAUACAAUAAGAGAAAAAAAUAGAAGCAAAAUAAAAAAGGAGCUGUCUAAAGAAGAAGUAGAUGUACCAAUUUUUUUAUGGGUUAUUUUUGGAGGAAAAGAUAUGAAGUCAAUGGAUUCUUUAAAUAUUGUCUAUAAAGUAUUGAGAUAUGCAACUGAAAUCCCUCCAGAUGAAUAUCAAAAAUAUAUAAGAAGAUUAAAAAGAGUUCAAAUAAAUAAAAGUGAAAAUGGGAAAGUACAAAAAGAUUUUCCUAUUAAUAAUAAGUUCGAGAAAGUAAAACAAGAAAAGGAAAGAAUCAAAUAUAAAUAUGAACAUAAAAAUUUAAUAAAACCAAAUGUAAUAAAUAAAUAUAUAACAAAUAAAAAUGAAACAUAUUAUGCUUCUCAAAAAUUUCAUGAGUUACCAAAAGAACUAUUUUAUGAUUCCAAUUUAUAUAAUACAUCUAUAGAAAUUUACAAAAGAAUUUUAGAAUAUUAUGAUAAUUAUAAAGAAAAAUAUAAAGAAUAUGGACCAAAUAAUUAUGAUGAAUUUCUUCAAUAUUAUAAGAAUAUAAGAAAAAAUAAUUACUAUGAUAAUAUGUAUAUUCAUACACCUAAUGUUAGGACACACAUACAUAAUAGGAGGAGAACACUUAAUGAAUUCGAUGAAGAAAAAAAUAAGAAAAAAUCUUUUAAAAAAUACAGCAGAUGUGUCAAAUUUGCACAGGUCAAUUCAAACAAUAAAAAUAAUUAUGUAGAUAAUACAUUAAAAAUAAGUGAAAGCACAAGUUUUAUUAACAAAGAAAAGGGUAUGUUUGAAGAAUUAAAUGAACAAAAUAUAUGUCAAAAUGUAUGUCAAAAUGUAUGUCAAAAUGUAUGUCAAGAAAAAAAUGAGGGAGAGAAUGAAGACACAUGUGAUGAGACACAUGAAGGGACUAAUAACCAAAAAGAUCAAGAAACACAUAAAAAGAUUUAUAACAAAAUAUAUGAUGAAACAUACAAUAUAUUUAGUGCACAAAAAAAUAAAGUAGACUCAGAAUGGUACGGUUUAUACAUGGAAACAAGUGAUAGUGAAAAUAGCGAUGUAAACAAAGAUGAUGAACUUUUCAAUUUUAUAUCUUAUCAUAUGCAGGGGAGAAAUCCCUCUUUUGAAAAAAAAAAUAAAAAAAAUAAAAACUGGAAUAAGGAAAAAUUAAAUUAUACAGAUAUAUAUGGUCCAGUUAUUUAUAAAAAGAAAAAGAAAAAUCAAAAUGCUCAAUAUGCAUUUUUAUUGUUAGAUUAUCCUGCAUAUAAUAAUAGUAUAGGUCAUCCAUCUCCUUUAACAUUCAAAACGAGUGCUAUAUCAGCUUUAAAAGUUGCCAUAAAAGAAAUUAAGGAAAAGAAUAAAAAAAAUAAUAAUAUAUCAAUAAAUAUAUUUGGUUAUUCUUUAGGUUGUUGUGUUACCUUACAAUUAGUUUUAGAUAUUGCUAAAAGUUUGUAUAACGAUUUUUUUGAAGAUAUUAAUAAGGUGUGUUAUGAAGGAAAAGAAAUCGAGCCAAUUAAAGAGAUAAAGAGUGAAGGUAAUUUAUAUGUAAAAUUAAAUCAUAAUAAUAACAAUAAUGAUGAAAAAAUAAAUGAAUAUGUAUAUGAUGAAAAGAAAAUAUUGACAUUUCAAGAUAUAUUAGGUGAUCAGAUAAAUUGUUCAUCUUCUAGUAUUAUGAAAGAAUAUAUCUUAAAUCGUAAAACAUAUAAUAAUAAUAAUAAUAAUAAUAACAUAAAUGAACAGGAUAAAAAGGGAGAUGAUUUUUCUGAUAAUAUUUUAUGUCCUAUAAAGGCUAAUGAUUAUUCUGAUAAAAAUAUAAUUACAAAAAAAAAUACAGAUGAAAAUUAUAUAAAUUUUGAUAAUAUAAAAGAAAGGAAUUACCAUAUGGAUAAAAACAUUACAAUAAAUGAAUUAUUAAAUAAAGUAAGAGAAAGAAAGAAAAGAAAAGAAGAAAUAUUAAAAGAAUAUUUAAAAAUUACUGUUGACAAAGUUAUAUUGAUUGCUCCAUUUACUAAUACACAACAACUAGUAAAAAGUGUUGUUAAUAAUAGUGUCCUAUUUUUAUUAAGCUCCUUUAUUAUGAACAAAAAAUGUUCUUAUGUUCAUUGGGAUAAUAUGAUUGUAUUAAAAGAAUUGUUUAAAAUAAUUAAUGAUUUUAAAAAGAAUAAAUAUUUAAAUGAUAUCUUUUAUAAUUUACAAAUUGAUUUUAUACAUGGACAAAAAGAUACUCUUGUAAAUUAUGAAAUGAGUAUGAAAUUAUAUCAUUUAACAAAUAAACUCAUUUUUAAAUAUUCUUUAAAUAAUAUCAAAGCUUUUUUACAUAUAUUCAAAGAUGAUUGUCAUUCUUCCGUUUUUAAUUCUGAAGCAGAAAAUAAAAUCUUACAAAUCAUGUUUAAACCAUUGAAAUUACAUCCUUUCAGUACAAUCAACGUACAUAAAAUACAUUAUAAUCUUUACAAGGAUAUUUAUUUGUUAAAGACAACCUAUUUAAGAUUUAUAGCUAGCGCUAGCUCAAAAAUUAUAAAUAGCUAG
This is a messenger RNA of Plasmodium adleri (nom. inval.), 5541 nucleotides long. RefSeq names its product conserved Plasmodium protein, unknown function. The record is from RefSeq and is a predicted model, not a curated record. Bases 1 to 5541 code for a protein of 1846 amino acids. The transcript has a single exon. Lineage: Eukaryota; Apicomplexa; Aconoidasida; Haemosporida; Plasmodiidae.